Molecule: messenger RNA, 2087 nt
Organism: Pezoporus occidentalis (night parrot)
Lineage: Eukaryota; Metazoa; Chordata; Aves; Psittaciformes; Psittacidae
Exons: 2
Coding region: 695-1831 (378 amino acids)
Biological process (GO): larval heart development; cell adhesion involved in heart morphogenesis
Cellular component (GO): extracellular matrix
Molecular function (GO): catalytic activity
Source: RefSeq, a predicted model, not a curated record
AAAACAACAAAAAAAAGGAAGAGGACAAUUAAAAACAAGGGGCUUCCUCCUAAAUCUGUUGUCCCCACGCAGAACCGCUUUGCUGCCCUGCAGGGGGCUAAUGAGGAAACACAUUCGCACCAUGAACAACAAGCUGAUGCACUGGUAAAGAAGAUCUCUACUGGUGCUGCCAGGAAAAAGCAGCGGAUCCUAGUAGAAGGGGACUCUACUUUGAAAGGCACAGAAGCACUCAUCUGUCGGCCUACCUAGUCUCAAGGGAGGUGUGUUGCCUACCAGGGGCAUGGAUCAGGGAUGUUGCAGAGAGGCUGCCUGCUCUAGUAAGUCCCAAUGAUUAUUACCCACUUCUAGUGAUCCAUGUGGGUGCUAGAGAUAUAGAUAGUAGUAGCCUGGGGAACAUAAAGGACUACAGAGCCCUGGGAGAGGUGGUUAGGGGCUGUGAAGCUCAGACUGUCUUUUCAUCAAUUCUCCAGGAUACAGGGGAGCACCUUAAAAAGGCUAGGAGGAUUGGCCAGGUUAAUAAAUGGUUAGAACAGUGGUGCCAUAGUCAGGGCUUUGGGUACCUAGAACAUGGGACUCAAUUUAGUAGGCAAGGUCUACUAGGGGCUGGUGGAGCUGGCCUGAUGAAGGGGAAGGACGGUUUUGGUAGGAGGCUUGCCAGACUGGUCAAGGAGGCUUUAAACCAGAUGUGUUGAGGAUGGGGGGCAUCAUUCCAUCCCAACACACCCAGUCAGUUGCCAGAGCCUAUAAUAAAUGCUUGGAGCAAUGUAGAGAUAUCCCAGCCGCUCCAGCCAACGAGCCGGCUUCAUUUGGAGCUCGGCUCAGAUGCCUCUAUACAAACACCCGUAGCAUGGGGAACAAACAAGAGGAAUUAGAGAUGUGUGCACGUCUACGGGGGUAUGAUAUAAUAGGCAUCACAGAAACAUGGUGGGAUGGCUCCUAUGACUGGAGUGUUGGAAUGGAAGGUUACAGGCUCUUUAGGAAGGACAGGCCUGGCAGGUGGGGAGGGGGAGUUGCCCUUUAUGUUAGGGAUAGGCUGGAGAGUAUGGAACUCUGUCUGGGGACAGGUGAGCAGUUAACAGAGAGUUUGUGGGUCAGGGUUAACGGGAAUAUAGCUAUGGGAGACAUUACUGUGGGGAUCUGUUACAGACCGCCUGAUCAAGAGGACUCCAUGGAUGAAGUGCUCUAUAGACAGAUAGGAAAAGCCUCACACUCACAGGUCCUUGUUCUCAUGGGUGACUUCAACCAUCGUGACAUCUGCUGGAGGGAUGGUACGGCCCGGCACAAGCAAUGCAGGAGGUUCCUUGAUUGUGUGGAAGACAACUUCCUUCUGCAAGUAAUAGAGGAGCCGACAAGGAGAGGUGCCAUGCUUGACCUUGUGCUCACCAACAGGGAAGGGCUGGUUGGAAAGGUGAUGCUCCAGGGCAGUCUUGGUUGCAGCGAUCAUGAGAUGGUCGAAUUUGAGGUCCUCAGGACAGUGAGAAGAGCGUGCAGCAAGCUCACUGCCCUGGUCUUCAAGAGAGCAGACUUUGGCCUCUUCAGGAACCUGCUUUGGAAGGUUCCAUGGGAUAUAGCCCUAGAGGGGAGAGGGGCCCAAGACUGUUGGUUGAUAUUCAAGGAUCACCUGCUGCAAGCUCAGGAGUGUUGCAUCCCAAAUAGAAGGAAGUGCAGCAGGAGGGCCAGGAGACCUCCUUGGAUGGAUAAGGAGCUGCUGAGGAAAAUUCAAAUGAAAAAAGAGGCUUAUAAUAAGUGGAAGCAAGGACAGGCAGCCUGGGAAGAAUACAGGGAUGUUGUCUGGGAAGCUAGGGACCAGUUAAGGCCCAAACUUGCCUAGGGAUAUUAAGGAUAACAGGAAGGGAUUCUAUAGGUACAUUGCAAAUAAAAGACAGACUAGGGACAACGUGGGCUGUCUCUGGAAGCUAUCAGGAGAGCUGGCUACCCUGGAUGUGGAGAAGGCUGAGGUUCUGAAUGACUUCUUUGCCUCGGUCUUCACUGGCAAAUACUCUGACCACACCACCCAAGUCUUGGAAGGCAAAUGCAGGGACUGUGAGAAUGAAGACCUUGGGCCCACUGUAGGAGAGGAUCUGGUU